Molecule: messenger RNA, 1774 nt
Organism: Coniophora puteana RWD-64-598 SS2
Lineage: Eukaryota; Fungi; Basidiomycota; Agaricomycetes; Boletales; Coniophoraceae
Product: tyrosine tRNA ligase
Exons: 6
Coding region: 87-1406 (439 amino acids)
Biological process (GO): tyrosyl-tRNA aminoacylation
Molecular function (GO): tyrosine-tRNA ligase activity; ATP binding
Source: RefSeq, a predicted model, not a curated record
AGUUCGAGUCACUUCACCUUCGAGCCACUCCAUCCUCAUCCUUCCCUUUUUCCUUGUUCCAUUUCUUUCACCUUUGUUAUACCAUCAUGGCGUCAACAAGCGACGUCGAAAAACGCUACGAGCUCAUCACUCGCAGCCUUGCUGAGGUCCUCGGUGGUGACUCGAUCAAGGCACUUCUCGAGCAGGGCAAGACGCCCAGCUGCUACUGGGGAACUGCACCCACCGGACGACCACACAUCGGUUACUUUGUCCCACUCGUCAAAAUCGCCGACUUCCUUCGUGCAGGUGUAGAGGUUAAGAUCCUUCUUGCUGAUAUCCAUGCUUUCCUUGACAACCUUAAAGCGCCGCUCGAGCUCGUCAGCUACCGGACAAAGUUUUACGAAAAAGUCCUCCGCGCUGUCUUCACAUCGCUCGGCAUACCCACCCAGCGCCUACUUUUCUUCACAGGCCAGGAUUACCAGCUAUCCAAGGAGUACGCCAUGGAUAUCUACAAGCUCUGCUCCAUCUGCUCGGAGCGCGAUGCAAAGAAGGCAGGCGCGGAGGUCGUCAAGCAGGUAGAGAACCCAUUACUGAGUGGGCUGCUGUACCCUGGACUCCAAGCGCUAGACGAGCAGUACUUGGGUGUAGAUUUCCAGUUUGGUGGUGUGGACCAGCGCAAAAUCUUCACAUUCGCCGAGCUCUACCUCCCUCGCCUCGGUUACGCCAAGCGUGCACACAUGAUGAACGCCAUGGUCCCCGGCCUCAAGGGCGCCAAAAUGUCCUCCUCCGAGCCCGACUCCAAGAUCGACUUCCUUGAUCCGCCCAAUGUCAUCGAGAAGAAGAUCAAAUCCGCCGUCUGCGCCCCACGCGACAUCACCGAGAACGGCCUCCUCGCGUUCGUCAAGGCCGUCCUCAUCCCCAUCUCCGAGCUCCGCCUCGAGCGCCUCCGCGGCGAGGCCACCGAGGCAGCCGGCACGGCGCUCGAGCCCGCCGCCAAUGGCGCAGCGAUCGACACCGAGCUACCGAAGCCGUUCAUCGGGGAGGGUGCACCGGAGGGCACGGUGUUCACAGUCACGGGCGACCCCGCCAGGGGCGGCAAGGUCUUCCAUUUCAAGACUUACGAGGAGCUCGAGGCCGCGUACGCUGAGGACAUCGUCGGUCCGCAGGAGCUGAAGUACACCGUCAAGACGGCGCUCAUCGGCGUACUUGCGCCGAUUCAGGCUGCGUUCGAGGCGGACGAGGAGUGGCGCAAGAUUGCGGAUCUCGCGUACCCGCAGCCAACCAAACCGGAGCCUAAGAAGAAGAAGGAGAAGGUGUACCACCCGCCACCUCCGGGUAAGGGUAAGAACGCGAAGCAGCCAGCGCCAGAUGGAGUCGCUGAGGCUGCUCCAGCGGAAGCAGCUGCCGAGCCACCUGCGGCAUCAUAACUCCAUUACAUAUAAUCGUGUUUACUUAGAAAGGAGGUGCUGCGGGGCAACUCCUGGCAUGCCUGGCAGAGGGUGCUUUGUGGUAUGACUAGAGAUCAUGGUGUGAACUGUAAUUCUGUCUCGAGACAGGCUUCUGGCGUCAACGAGUGUCUUGUUCGUCUAAGCAUUGCAGGUGGAGAUGAUUGCUUAUAGGUACAGACUGUGCUUGAUGCAAAAAUUAUCCUUGGGCGAUCAUGUCAACCCUGGUUCGGAAAACUGUUUCUAAAAGAUGGCGUAUCAUCGAUAUCGACAAUAAAAUAGAUGAUAGGACAUGAUGGAUAUAGUUCAUGACGUAGAAUACAAGACGAAAGGAUGUACAGGCAACCUGC